Messenger RNA from Mya arenaria, 1512 nucleotides. RefSeq lists its product as uncharacterized. The record is from RefSeq and is a predicted model, not a curated record. Lineage: Eukaryota; Metazoa; Mollusca; Bivalvia; Myida; Myidae. The transcript is spliced from 7 exons. The coding region runs from base 1 to 1512 and encodes 503 amino acids.
AUGGAAGGUGACACAGAAUUUCAAACAAUGAAUGGGCCAAAUGUUACAAGAUAUUCGGAGGAUGGGUCGUUCUUCUUAAGAUGGACGGCUUCAAUUGAAUACAACAGAUCUUCCUUCUACGCCGAAUGUUCAACAAACACAACAAUUACAACAAGCAUGAUUUCUUUAAAUAUGAAAGAUAUUCCUGGCCAAUGUGGCGCUCUCGUUCCUCUUAGCCCAGUUGUUCGCGACGCCGACGUCAAACUGGGUUAUUUUCCGUCUGACGCUGCUUUAUGGCCAUAUGCAUUACAGAGACGAUUAUGGAAGAAAAACAUCGAAUAUAUACAGUUGCACAAAGGCCGUCAUUAUGAAGAGGAAAAAGUAUCUGAAUAUUUGUACAUAUUAACUUUAUUCCACUUUAAUGAAAGAGACGAGGGAUCAUAUAGUUUAGAGUGCAAUACAGUGGAUAGCACGGAACCUGUGCAGCUUUAUAUUUCAGAGCGACCGAGUUAUCCAGUCCUCGGUCCACAGUACCCCGACUAUAACACAACAGAAUGCAUUUAUGUGUAUGAAGGCUCCGUUGUUUAUUGCAAAACUAACAAUGGAUCAGAACCCGUUAAAGUAUUACUUAUACUGGGACAUGAUUCAUUUGUUCUUGCUGAAAGCAAACGGAACAGAGGGUUGUACCGAAUCAAUAACGUCUAUCAACAGAUGGCUGGACUGUCAAGACGGAAUGUGACAUGUCAGGUUUCUAAUGCAGCCCUUGAAACACCCUAUGAAGUGCAUGGCAUUCUAUGUUACGUAGAGAAAGGAAGCCUGCCUUUUCUCACAGUUCCAGCAUUCCUUCAUGGAGAAAGUUCUACAUCAAUUUGUGAAGUGCGCAAUGCUAUUCCAGCUCCGGUUAUUGAAUUUCACAUUGACAACGACUUGCUAGCAGAUGUUCAACAAAUCGAUUUAUUUAAUAUAUCUUCUCAUACGUUUACCAGCACAGCAACGAUUGCAAACGCUAACAAAACAUGGAAUGGAAAGCAAAUGUGCUGCACCAGGAAAAGCAUGUACAGUUUUGGUUUUACAGAUGUGUCAGUAUGCAAAAACAUUAGUAUGAAAGAAGUAACAACCAACCCUGCAUUAGCUGUAACCGAACAGUGGCAUUCGAUCCUUUACGCCGUAGCUGGAAUUCUUCCAGCUUUACUUGGAACGACGUUUAUCGUGAUUCUCUUUCGUCGAUGCAAACAUCAUGAGUCUGAAACGAUUCUAAGCCGUAGAAGAACUGUCGUUAGAGAGCAACAUUUGCAUUUGCAUGAUGUUGUUGAACCUAAUUUGGAUACAACUGCCCUUCACAAUCUAAGAGGAGUGUCUGCAAGUGCAGUCGAGAACCAACCAGUACCAUCACCAUUGGAUAUGGAAGAAACCGAAGACCGUUUAUACGAAAAUGUUAGCCACUACGAAAAUGUGGUAACCUUAUCCGACCACCGAGACCGUCGAACAAACGAACCCGAUGCAAAUUGUAUUUACAAUUUCUAUGCUAUUUGA